This is a messenger RNA of Necator americanus (New World hookworm), 834 nucleotides long. RefSeq lists its product as uncharacterized. The transcript is spliced from 10 exons. Bases 1 to 834 code for a protein of 277 amino acids. The record is from RefSeq and is a predicted model, not a curated record. NCBI's taxonomy places the organism in Eukaryota, Metazoa, Nematoda, Chromadorea, Rhabditida, Ancylostomatidae.
AUGGCAGAAGCUUUGAGUGAACAGGGCGUUACCCAAAUGUCGGAAAGCAAUAUUCAAAAUCGUAUAAAUGAGAUGCAAGACCAAGUUGGAACAUUGUCCGUAUUAACUACGAUUACCCUUCUGCUUGCACUACUUAUGGUUGUUCUGUAUAUUCUUGAGAUGAUUUGUGCUCCGAGCAAAGCGAGAACGCCACCAACUCCGCUGCCAACAGCUGUGGUGAUUCAGCCAAAGGAUGAAGAUGAGAAGAAAAAGGACAAAAAGUCCGAUAAGGAAGAGCCAAGAGAUGAUUGCCGACAUAAUUCUAAUCGUCAUUUCCCGUCGAAGAAAAUCACGCUUGAACUUGAUGUGAAACGGCCUGACAAAGAAAAAGCGGAGAAGGAAAAAAAGAAACCAAAACCUGCGGUCACGAAUGUUGCUGUUUGCCCACCGCCACCAUAUAGUGGAUACAAGAAGGAUACGGUUGUGGUUGUGCCGGCACCUGCAGUGCUACCGCCAGCAACGCCUCCUCAACCUGGUACAACAGUCACAACAACAACUACUGAAACGGUUACGGUCACAUCGGUUGCGCCAAAAGAAGAGAAUAAGUCACUUCCUGUGGCUAGUACGCAGGAUUUGACUGCGUCUCCGGCGCUAAGAACUGCCGUCGAACCGUCCCCGUCUAAACCACCGCCCGCACAGCCGCCAUCCGUUUGGCAAUUGAGAGCAAAAGUCGUAUCACCGCGACGCGCCUCAGGGAGAUUAUCAGCGUCUCCGCGAAGAGGACGUACGCCGAAAAAAGGAAAAGGUUCCGGAGAACAGCAGUCGCUUAGCGGUGCUCCAUCGGCGGGACAGUAA